AUGGAAAGCGAAGUUGAAUUAGUGGAUGUUCCGAGUGACCCUGAGUCUGUAGAUAAUUUAUGUGAUUCGGAUUCAGAAACCGAAAAUGAUGUCUGUCUUUCUCAAAGAGCAAAAGGUGCGUUAAAUAUUCCUUCCUUCCUUCCACAUAGCCUUGUGGAAACAAUAAUAAAAGAAACAAAUUUAUAUGCCCAACAGAAGAAUGCUCAACAGGAGCCUGUGACAAAAAAAGAAUUUCUCACAUACCUAGGAAUCAAUGCGCUGAUGGGUAUAAAGAAAUUACCUUCUUAUCGGGAUUACUGGUCGUCUAAUCCGCAGUUACAUGACGCAUAUAUAUCCCCUCUAAUGUCAGUAAAUCGGUUCGGUUUCUUUCUCAGUCACUUAGAUCUAAAUAACAACAAUAAUGAGCCCAAGAAAGGUGACCCAAAUUACGAUAAACUUUACAAAUUGAGACCUAUGAUCGAUACGCUCAAUGAGACAUUCAAAACCUGUUAUAAUCCAGGGAAAUAUUAG
This is a messenger RNA of Leptopilina boulardi, 510 nucleotides long. Its product is annotated as piggyBac transposable element-derived protein 2-like. The record is from RefSeq and is a predicted model, not a curated record. The transcript has a single exon. The coding region runs from base 1 to 510 and encodes 169 amino acids. NCBI's taxonomy places the organism in Eukaryota, Metazoa, Arthropoda, Insecta, Hymenoptera, Figitidae.